Molecule: messenger RNA, 1295 nt
Organism: Lindgomyces ingoldianus
Lineage: Eukaryota; Fungi; Ascomycota; Dothideomycetes; Pleosporales; Lindgomycetaceae
Exons: 2
Coding region: 1-1035 (344 amino acids)
Source: RefSeq, a predicted model, not a curated record
AUGGCAGUAAUCAAGAAACGAGCGACGCUGUGGCUGAACGCACCUAGGUGGUCAUCAGUGCCAGAAUUCGUGAGGACCGAAAAUGUGAAGUCAGGGUUCAGCCCUACAAUGAGGCCCGUGCGGCACCGCCCCACAUUGCAGGCAGCGAUGCCUCCGACACAACUCUCCGCCAUCUACCCCUCCCCCAAGCGUAAACGCGACCCGCCGCCGUUCGUCCCGCUGCUAAACACAACUCCUCGGCCAACAUCUACACCGCCAAGCAGCAGUCCCAUGCCGUCUGGAGCCGAUAGCCCUAGGACUGCAGUCGCAGACCAGCUGAGAGACAUGACCAUUCACCAUGCGAUUCCUAUGGCCCCGCUUACACCCACCGACGAUAUUGUACGCAAGAAGCUAAAGCUGGAAGUUGCGCGGGAGGACAGCAGGACAUCAUUAGAGGACUUUAGGGGCUUAGAUGUAGGGGUAGACGAGAAAGAGAGGGGGCUGUAUAUUACGGAUACGUGGGUGACUGGGAAGGACUACACCUCAGAGUCAUCCGAAAAGCAAAGUCAGGAACCCCGCAUAUGGUCAGACUUAAUGGGUUUUGCGAAACCAACAACAUUCGCGUCGUCCUCCGCCACAACACUAAAACCGCAAUCCUCGAUAUCAAAUCAAUUUUCAAAAAGCAAAAAUCGCUCUUCACAAGGCCGCCCACGGAAAAAGUCACCCUCGCCGCAGUCGGCAUCGCUCACGUGGCAAGAUAGUGAGAUUACCGGCCAUCUUGUGGAUCCAUCUACGGAUCCAGAUGAUGAUGGAACUGGCUUGAAUGGUAUUGGAUUCAAGCCUACGCCUGCGUUGGCAUACGCACGUGCCCAGAGGAGAAGGCAGCAAGUGAUGGAUUGGCGGGCAAGGGAGGCCAGGGAAGCGAGGGCCAAGAGAAGUGAAAGGAGACAGAGAGGCAUUGGCUUAGGGAGCAGCUCAAGAGAGAGCACCGUGGAGAGAGAAGCAAAUAUUAAAGACGUAGAGCUGACAAGGAGAGUCGUGAGAUUCGCAGCCUGAUACAUAAGAAGAGUUGGAUACACGGGUUGUUGAUGGAGGCUUCCAAUCGAUGACAUGUGUCUCUUCGGUAUGAUCUUACGAUGCCAUGGUAUGAGUAAUGAGCUAGGAUAAUCUUGGGAAGCUGAAUCGGUAUCGCGCUCUCGGAUGGUAGGAUGCCAUGGUCUAAGUUUUUCAAGAACACGAUUUGGUACGAUACGAUACGAUACGUUGAUGGGGACUGGGUGGAGGUGGUUCGGUGGCUCCGAAUUCGCAUAUAUUAC